Molecule: messenger RNA, 5029 nt
Organism: Oncorhynchus gorbuscha (pink salmon)
Lineage: Eukaryota; Metazoa; Chordata; Actinopteri; Salmoniformes; Salmonidae
Product: interleukin-6 receptor subunit beta-like
Exons: 16
Coding region: 155-2887 (910 amino acids)
Biological process (GO): cytokine-mediated signaling pathway
Cellular component (GO): external side of plasma membrane
Molecular function (GO): cytokine receptor activity; protein binding
Source: RefSeq, a predicted model, not a curated record
UUAUAUUUGUAUUAUUUGCAUUGCAAGGGGAAGUAUUGGAACUCGUGGUUAUGCAAUAUACUGGAAUUGGGAAAGACAGACAAUUUUAUAGUUUAAGCUGAGUGAUGUGAAAUCUACAUGUCUUUACGCAGCUAACGUUAACUAGCUAGAAAACAUGAACCCAACAAGUAAAGAUGUGAAAGGCAUCAUGGACAAGUCAUCAUACCGUUUGCUGCAGCUUCUGUCCUUGGCAUUGCUGGCCUGUAGGCCCACCUGUAGUUCUAUCACCACCUAUGGAACAAUAAUCCCACAAUCUCCAUCGGUGGAAAUUGGGAAGGAAUUCACCGCCACAUGUGUGCUCUACAAAUCUGCUAAAGCCACAGCGGAGGACAUCUACUGGAAGUUGAAAAACGUCACAGUGCCCAAAGAGCAGUACACCAAGAUAAAUGACUCGGCUGUUAGCGUGACCAUCACCAUCACCAAUGAAACGGCCAACUGGUUACUUUGUGAGACGAAAGGGUCUCCCUUAAACCGAAAUCAAGUAAUCCAUGGGAUUCUAUUGACCAAAGGGUAUCCCCCUGAGAAGCCUGUGAACCUGUCCUGCAUGGCUGUCCAGUCUGGCCGAAAGAUUUCGUCCAACGUCACGUGCACAUGGCAGCCUGGGACAAGAGACGAGAUUCUGAAAACCACUUAUACCUUGUUUGGCAGUCUAAUUGUCUCAAAUAAGAGCAGCAAAGCUCACAGAAGCAGUGGAUACAUCGACUUCGGCACCUUUCCAAGCUUCAUGCAACUUGCUAUGUGGGUAGAAGUUGAAAACAAGCUGGGGAAGGUUCGAUCUGACAUUCUGGAUAUAUAUGCUGCUGAUUUGGUGAAAACGAAUCCCCCAUCAGAUGUCAAUAUUCUUUCCGAGAAUAACUUUUCCAGGACUCUCUUAGUGAGUUGGAAGCACCCUAUCCAUGUAACCUAUGUAACGCUGAAAUACAACAUCAGGUUCUGCACUGUGGGCUCUGGAGACUGGACUGAGGUACCGCCAAAUGACACUGAAAGCUACAAGGAGUCUUUCCGUCUUCAGUACCUCAAGCCGGACAGGGAGUAUGUAGUGCAGGUGCGAUGCAUUCAUCAUAGGGGCUAUGGCUAUUGGAGUGACUGGAGCGCUAACUCUACCGCCAGGACCCCAGAGGACAAGCCUACAAGUAAACCAGACCUAUGGAGAGUCGUCAUUCCCAGCCAAGUCCAAAGUGAGCGGAGAGUGCAAGUGAUGUGUAAGGAUCCAGUGGAGUCCAAUGGAAGGAUACGGGGCUACAGCAUCAAGAUCCAAGAUGGAAACUGGGAGACGGUGGCGGUCAAUGACUCUGACCUGGAUUCCAGGUCGCAAGAGAGGAAAAUGAUCCCCCUUUACCAGAUUCCCUUGUCUGACAAGAGAAGAGGCCUCAUUGAAUUGAAGGCCUGGAAUUCUGUUGGCGAGUCUCCCCAAGCGUCUUUAGUCAUCCCAAAAUUGACACAAGAGCCCCCUUCGGUGGAAUGGCUCAGCUGGUUUACCCAGCAGGGGAGGCUAUGGGUGAAAUGGCAGCCCCCCAAUGUGACGGCCACAGGGGAGCCCUACAGGUCCGAGGUGACGGAGUACAUACUGGAGUGGGUGUCUGUCAGUGAUGGCGCUAUGGACUGGCAGAGAGAACGUAGGCAUACUAGGAUGGCAGCCAUUAAAGGUAACCUUCAGAAGUUCAAUCGCUACAAUAUAUCUGUGUAUCCCAUGUACUCUGGGUGGACUGGGAAGCCAUUGACCAUAGCAGCCUUUCUGGAACAAGGAGCUCCGCUGGAGGGUCCCUCUGUGAAAGUGAGGCGGACGGGGAAAAACGACGCUGAGCUGGAGUGGAUGGAGAUUCCACUGGACAAACAGCGAGGGUUCAUCACCAACUACACCAUCUUCUUCAUCACAGGUGGCAAGGAACACUCAAUAGUUGUCUCUUCCGACACCUACUCUUACACUGUGAAGCGCAUGGCCAGCAACAGCAAGUAUGUGGUGCGAGUCAUGGCAUCUACAGUACAAGGCUCUACAAACAGCUCGGACCUGUCAUUCAAUACUCUGAUGUAUGCUCCCGGGCAGAUAGAAGCCAUUGUGGUGUCUGUGUGCAUCAGCUUCCUGUUUUCCGUAGUGCUGACCAUGCUCUGCUGCAUUUACAAAAUGGACUCGAUAAAGAAGAAGAUCUGGCCACCGGUACCUGACCCCUCCAACAGCACUAUCGCUAAAUGGUCUCCUGAUUUCACAUCCAAAGCUGACACUCCUAAGGAGAGCACGCUGGGUGACGUGAGUAUUGUAGAGGUGGACGUGUUCGACAGGAAGUCUCUGUGUGAGGAGGACAAGGCAGGCCUGCCGCUCAAAAAGGACAAAUACCUGUCAGAGGAGCAUAGCAGCGGCAUCGGCGGCUCCUCUUGCCUGUCAUCGCCUCACCAGAGCGUCUCAGACAGCGACGAGGGCGGCGACGAGGGCCAGACUACAGCCAGCACCGUCCAGUACUCGUCGGUGGUGGCAUCCUGCGGCUACAAGGGCCAGACCCCCUGCCCUCUCCCCCAGUCCGGCUUGUCCCAGACGCCCAGCUUCACCCGCUCCGAGUCCACCCAACCCCUGCUGGACAGCGAGGAGCACCCGGAGGGCCCCGAGUCACAGCGCUACCUGCGGAACCCCUACUUCGGGCGCUUGCCUGGGGGGAACAAUGGCGACAGCGGAGACCUGGAGGACUUGAACCAGAUGGAGAUGAAGAAGCAGGGGUUGGCUUUGCGCCGGUUCUGCCCCCUGGAGGAGGACUUUCAGCAGACCACACCCACAGAGGAGGGUCAGUCACCUGACGGACAGCCAGGCCCUGACCCUAGCUACAUGCCUCAGCUCAGCGGCUACAGGCCUCAGUGUUAGGAGGACGUAUGGUGACUUAGUUCGAGGUUGUCACACUUCAUGUACAGUAACUCUUCCUCUGCGCCUUUGUUCAUUUCACUUUUGUUCCAAACUUUGUCAGCCUAUUAUUUUUGCACAUACCCAAAUGGCAAUCAUGAACUUCAUGUGGGCAUCUUGACGUGACUUGUUAAAUCUCUUUUAAGUGGAUGAUAUAGUUUGCCUUUAUGUCGAGGUUUUAUUGUUUUAAGAUCCUAGAAAGGAAAUAGAUGCCUACGUGCAGACCCGUUUAUUUUCAGUUAAUUACUGACCUAGGUAGUUGGCGUCACCCAUUGACCUCUUAAGAAAAUUCCAUAGCCUAGAUGUGGACCCCUAUUCUCUAUAAGCCGGCCAAGUUGAACUUUGAAUGGACAAAGUGUGAUGACUCAUCAUUCCAAGAAAGAAGACUUGAAGGAAGCGAAAAGGUGAUGCUAGCCAAUACAACUUGACCCUCUUGAAAUUCAGAAAGUAUUCAUACCCCUUGACUUGUUCCACAUUUUGUUGCAUCCUAAAUUCUAAAAGGAUUCAAUAUAAACAUUCUCACCAAUCUACACAAUACCCAUAAUGAUAAGGUGAAAACAUGUUUUUUGACAUUUUAGCAAAUUUAUUGAAAAUGAAAAAGCGAUAUGAUUUACAUAGGUAUUCACACCCCUGACUCAAUACAUGUUAGAAUCAUCUUUGACAGCUGUGAGUCUUUCUGGGUAAGUCUCCAAGAGCUAUGCGCAGCUGGAUUGUACAAGUUAGUUGUUGUCGUUGCUCGACAGCCAUUUUCAAGUCUUGCCAUAGAUUUUCAAGCUAAUUUAAGUCAAAACUGUAACUAGGCUACACAGGAACAUACAAUGUCCUCUUGGUAAGCAAGGUAUUUGUAUCCUGUACAGGCUUAGUUCUUUUCACUCUGUCAUUUAGGUUAGUUUUGUGGAGUAACUACAAUGUUGUUGAUUCAUCCUCAGUCUUCUCCUAUCACAGCCAUUAAACUCUGGUAGAAAGGACGCCUUUAACUUUGUAGUGACUGGGUGUAUAGAUCCACCAUCCAAAGUGUAAUUAAUAACUUUGCUCAAAAGGAUAUUCAAUGUCUGCUUCUUUUUUUUACCCAUCUACCAAUAGGUGCCCUUCUUUGUGAGGCACUGGAAAACCUCCUUGCUCAACUGAGGGACCUUACAAGUAAUUGUAUGUGUGGGGUACAGAGCCGAGGUCAUCAUUCAAAAAUCAUGUUAAAUACUUAUUGCACACAGUGCGUGCAUGCAUCUUGUGACUUGUUCAGCAAAGUUUUACUCCUGAACUUUAGGUUUGCCAUAAAAGGGGUUGAAUAAUUGGCUCAACAUUUCAGCUUUUCAUUUUUUAUUCAUUUGUAAAAAAUGUCCAAAAAAAACAUUGUUCCUCUUUGAAAUUAUGGGCUAUUGUCUGUAGGCCAGUGAAAUACGAUCUCAAUUUAAUACAUUUUAAAUUCAGACUGUAACACAAAAUAUGGAAAAAGUCGAGGGGUGUGAAUUCUUUGAAGGCAUUGUAUGCUACACUAGUAGGUGUAUGGUUAAUGACAUAUCUUUCCAGAUAGAAAAAACUGUUUGACAAAUGUACAUUUUGCCUUUUCACAAUGCCUUAUUGACUUUGCGUCAUGAAUGGAAUGAAGAAAUGCUAUGCAAUUUCCCUGCCCAUCAAAACUUCUUGUUCGAGGUCAAAUAUAGAGAUAUUACUGUUGCAUUAUUAUUAUAUACUGAAAAGGAAGUUUUUGUAUAAUUUGUUUCUGGGAAAUGUUUUUCAUAUUCAUUUUUGUGUUGUCAUGAAUUUUCUGAAGACUGAAAAGUGUAGUAUGUUUUGUUAAUUUGUUUGAGAUUCUUUUGUUUGGAACAUACGUACAGAUCUCAACAGGACAAACUCCAAUAUUUGUUCCUACAGAGAAUAUGCUCAGAAAGGGAUGUUGCAUGUACAGACCGUUUAAAUAUUGCUACAUUGAGGGUUAUAAAAAAUAUUCUUCCACCAUCACUCAGUUAACACUACUUUUCCACAUAUACGGGAAACAAACACAGCCUAGUACUUCACUGCAUGCCACCAGAAUACAUGUGCCCUUUUUGGAGCAUGGUUUGUGAAUGUGUGACAUUAUACAAUAUGAAAUAAACCAAAAGUGUUAUC